Molecule: messenger RNA, 3401 nt
Organism: Vombatus ursinus (common wombat)
Lineage: Eukaryota; Metazoa; Chordata; Mammalia; Diprotodontia; Vombatidae
Product: C5a anaphylatoxin chemotactic receptor 2-like
Exons: 4
Biological process (GO): phospholipase C-activating G protein-coupled receptor signaling pathway; complement receptor mediated signaling pathway; positive regulation of cytosolic calcium ion concentration
Cellular component (GO): plasma membrane
Molecular function (GO): complement component C5a receptor activity; G protein-coupled receptor activity
Source: RefSeq, a predicted model, not a curated record
GAAGUAUAUGCUUGGUGUCAGGAAAAACUAAGGGGUUAGAUAUGUCCCCAAGUGGAAUGGGCUGCCUCUAGAGAUGGAGCAGGUGAUGGAUGGAUAUUUGGCAGGACGUUCCAGUGGAGGAAUUCCUUUCAGGGCCCAUCUAACUCUAAAAUUCUGUGAUUCGGUGAAUGUGGGAGUGCUCUUAGCUAAGCACCCCACUUGUGUUUUUAUAGGGCUGUAACCUGAGGUCUAGAGGAGGGGAGACACUUUCCCAAGGUCACAUGUGAAGCUGUGGGCACAGCCAAAGAGGCAUAGGGCCAAGCUAUCAUUCUUCAUUCAACAAACAUUCCAUGAGCCAGGAUCAUGGGGAAUACAGGGCUUGAUAAACUUGGUUUCUGUCCUUGGGGAGAUAAGCCUUGGACAAACUGUGCCUGGUAAAGGUUCUACCAGGGCCCUGAAAGUCUGAGUCAGAGGAUCUCUGAGUGGGAGCAGGCACUGGGUGAUGGGAGGGCUUUUGAGGCAGAUACAGAGAAAGCAGCCCUCUUUGAGUCCUGGGCAGAAAGGGAAAAGGAGAGGGCCCAAGAUUCACCUCUAGGCCUAGUGAGAUCCCAGGCAAAUAUGGAAUCUGGUGAGUGUCAGGGGAGAGGGUCCUGGACCCAACCCCAAAGGUGACAAUUCCAGCUGAGCCCUGGAGAGGGGAAAGGCCAGAGUCAAAGGAGAGAGACUCCCUGGGCCCGGGCUGUGGAGGCUUCCCAUGCCAAGCCGAGGGGUUGAUCAGGGUCUGAGACCAGGGUGGGCAGGCCUGGGAGGCAAGGGCUCUGAAUCUGCCUGAUGGCUUUGCCCGUCCUGGCUGCCUCCCAAGCCCUUAUCCCGUCCUCCAGAGGUUAGAGGAGUGGUGACUCAUGAGGAAGCAAAGAGGCCACCACACCCUGCCUGGCACUGGUCUGUAUGUGUUCUCCUUUCACAGCCCUUCCCAUGGGGUGGAGAGUGUGGCAAUGAGCGUGUGCAGACUCAGCAUCCCAGAGGGUGCCGAGAGCAGAGCAGCCCUGCUCCCCUCCAACGCCCAGCGCCUUUGUGACGAUUCCACGCGUGAGAGAGGUGGUAAGGCUGAUCUGGUCUUACAGUGUGGGUGUUCCUUAGGUACUACCUCCUUGGCUACGUUUCAUCUUGGUCUCCCCGGCUCAGUAAGAUUUUUUGGGAUUCUGGUUCUGUGCCUGAAUGAUCUUGGAGAAGUCCCUUUCUCUUUAUCAGACUCCAGCUUUUCCCUCUGUAAAAUGGAGACACUCUCAGUUUCUUUCACCCAAUCUUUGAGCUCUUCCUCCCAGUAUCACAAAAGCGUUCAUCUUCUGUGUCUUCAUCCAAGGCCAGAGGGACCUUCAUAGGGAUGAUUCAGAGGGAAAUCAUCUAUCACAGAGGGCCCCUUGGAUGCUGUGCACAGGACUGAAAUGGAGAAUUCCUCUAUUAGCUACGAUUACGAGGAUUACAGCCUGGGUUCUGACGUGCGCAUAGACUGUGAGCCAGGGGGCUCGUGUGUGUCGGUGGAUCCUCUUCGGAUCUCUCCCCUGCUUCUCUAUGCCGCAGUUUUCCUAGUGGGGGUGCCGGGAAAUGCGAUUGUGGUCUGGGUGACCUGGGCCACAGCACGACGGUCAGCCCCCUCCAUCUGGUUCUUGCACUUAGCCUUGGCUGACCUGCUCUGCUGCCUGCUCCUGCCCCUGAUGGCUGUGCCAAUCAUCCGUCAAGGUGACUGGCCCUUCGGCUCGGCCGCCUGCCGCCUUCUGCCCUCAGUCAUUCUGCUCAACAUGUACGCCAGCGUCUUGCUCUUGGCCGGUGCCAGCAUUGGCCGAUGUCUGGCUGUGCUUCGGCCGAGCAGGGCCCGGGACCGUCUGUGGCCGGCGUGGGCGGGCUGCGGAGUCGCCUGGGCGCUGGCGCUACUGCUCACUCUCCCCUCGGUGCUGACCCGACGACUUCACCAGGAAUACUUCCCAGAGCGCUACGAGUGCGUGGUGGACUACGGGGGGUCCCGCGGGGUUGAGGGGGCGGUAGCUGGCAUCCGUUUCGUUGGCGGCUUUCUUGGGCCAUUGGGCGUUGUGGCUGGAUGCCACGGAGCCCUGCUGGUUCACCUGAGAGGGCAGCCGAAGCCCCGCAUCCUGCGGCUGUUGACCCUGGUUGUGGUUGGCUUUUUCCUCUGCUGGGCACCUUACCACGUGGUGGGUCUGGUGAUAGCUGCUGCGGCCCCUCACUCAGAGCUCCUGGUCAGUGCUCUCCAGGCUGAGACCCUCGUUAUAGGCUUAGCCUUGGCCAAUAGCUGUCUCAACCCCACCCUAUUCCUGCUCGUAGGCCGGGCUCGGCUCCAGAGGUCGCUCUGGGCUGCCUGCCGCCUGGCUCUGGGUGAGGACACGGAGGAGAAGGAUGCUGCUGGGUCCACAAGGAGCAAGUCUACUAGCGAAGGGAUGGUCUCAGAGAUGGUCUAGAUUAAGGAGGUGCUCUACUGCUCAUUAAGUUAGUGACCUUGGGUAAGUUCCCAUCACCUCUCAGUUUCCCCAUCUAUAAAAUGAGGGGUCUGCAGAAAGUUACCAAGCUGCACAUACCCAAUGAGGUCAAGGACAGAGGGAAAGGACCCCCAUAUACAAAAACACAAAUAUUUCUGUAUGUUAGCAAUUUUUGUUGUAACAAAGAACUGGUAACAAACUGGGCACUGUCAAUUGGGGAAUGGCUGAACCAGUCACGCUGCAGGGAUACAACGGGACUUCAUUGCACUAUAAGAAAUGAGGAAUAUGCCAGAUUCAGAGAAAUAUGGAGAGUAACAUCUAAACUGAGGCAGAGUGAAGUGGUCGGAGUCAGGACAGCAAAUUGCAUACUGCCCAGAACUGUUCGAGGGCAGAUAGCUCUGAAGGACCUCAGAAAUCUGACCAAAGCAGGGACCAAUGAUGACUUCAAAAGCCAUAAUGAAAUGAACCUUCUGGGAGGGGGUGGGGAGAAGGUAGCUAGUGAUCGAAAUGGAAAGAACAACCAAAAAAGUUAUGGAUGCUCUGCAUAGCUAUGGGCUUACUUUCUCACCUCAAACUGGACUAGGAGGGCAGGUCCCCAGCGAGGCGCUACCACUUCUCCUUUCCUGUUUCUAGGCAUAGGUAAUCUUGAAGGGUUGUGGCUUCUAAGAAGGUUGCUCACGAGCCCCCAUCAGGUGUGUCCCUCUUACUAUCAUGUAACUGGUGGAUAUCUCCCCAAUAUCAAUUAACCAAUUAACAUCAGUUAGCUUUUACAAAGGAUAUUUACUAGAAGCAAGGACUGAAGCACAACCACAUCCCUUUCCCUUCUCUCCAUCUCAAAGUGCCUGUACGCGACUAGAUGGAACAGUGAAUAGAGUGCUGAGCUUGGAGUCAGGAAGGACCUGAGUUCAAAUUUGGCCUCAGAUACUUACACUA